GCACCUCAUAAGCUUGACUGGUCAACAGCUUACCAGACUUCACUUCCAAAGCAUACUAUAAGCCCUUUGCAGUUUCCCACGCGUCGGUGCUGGGCAUUGCGUAACUAACCUAGGUAACGAGCGAGCAGCCCUGCGGCUUACAUAACCACCGCGCAGGUCAGGUGUAUUGGAGCAUUCAUUCCAUCCACUCGUUGACCAACCUCAACAAGAUACCUUACAAACAGCUACCCCCGUCCACUUCGGUCGUUGCUUUGUCGGCCUUUAUCUCCACCGAGAACCACUGAUUCAACUUUCUGCGAGCAGAUCAUUGUCUUGGACAUACCUCCGCCCUGCCAUCUUCCCUUCUCCUAAGACACGCCCGUUGGAUAUACCUUCCUCCCUCCCCGCAUCAUGGCCGCCGACCUCUCCAACUCCGGGGAGCUCUACGAAUCUGGACUGACCGUCCACUCGGACUCCGAGGUUUAUUCCGCCAACCACGAUGACUCUUCGCAUUCUUCUUCCACUUCGAGCUCCCCUCUGAUCCUCUACAAGCCCCCGACGUUCUGGAGCAUUCUGCGCGGCGCCGCGAUCAACCUGGUGCUUCCUUUCGUGAACGGCUUGAUGUUGGGAUUUGGCGAGUUGUUUGCACAUGAGGCUGCCUACAGGCUAGGCUGGUCCGGCACGAAGGUAUUCCCCAUGCAUCGACGAUCUAGGCCAGCUGGACCUGGCAUUGAAGUGCGCGAGCUCCCGCAGCGACGGAGCACUAGAGCCGCUGGUCUGCAAGACACCACGUCCUUGGAGUAGACGAUGAUUGGGGUGGGCAGCAGCAUUAUAGAUCCUUAAAACCAGUGAAGCGGUCAUCAGGGUAGGCUAGGGAACAGUCUUCCGAACGCACUUCAUCUGUCAAAACAAGCAGCGCAGGAUGCGUGCGUUUGUGGAGAAGUUCUAGUGUACAUAGAUCUAAGCAUCAGUUGAUAGGCUUGACCUAACGGCGUCCGGCGAAGCUCAUACAUUUGACAAAUUUGUAGCAUAUUAUUCACAAAGAGAAUGGAC
Molecule: messenger RNA, 1032 nt
Organism: Aspergillus uvarum CBS 121591
Lineage: Eukaryota; Fungi; Ascomycota; Eurotiomycetes; Eurotiales; Aspergillaceae
Product: TOM13-domain-containing protein
Exons: 2
Coding region: 391-783 (130 amino acids)
Biological process (GO): mitochondrial outer membrane translocase complex assembly; protein insertion into mitochondrial outer membrane
Cellular component (GO): mitochondrial outer membrane
Source: RefSeq, a predicted model, not a curated record